AUGGCAAAUACCCUCAUCAACUCCGUUAGUUUCACCGUUCUCUUGGUUGUUCUCGUGAUGGCUUCAACAGGAGUCCUCAAGAGUGAUGCGGCCGACCUGGAAUGCUACAAUAAGAAUGCUCUUCAAUGCCCUCUCCUUGCUAACCGUGCAUUCCUCGGUGAGUGCGGGCCUGCGCCGUUCACUGAAGGUAAUUGUGAAUGCUGUAAAUGUUGCAUGCGGACAUACGGUAGUUGGCCUACGGGUACUUCAGUCUGUUGGGCGGUUGUUGAGGGAAGCGACAAUGACUGCCAUUGCUACAAAAAGAUUUCUCUCUCUCUAGCUCACGCUCACGAAACCUCCAACGACACAAUUUCAUUCUCUCUGUCUCUCUCUAUUGCUUCAAAGAUGGUAAAGCCUGAGCUUGAGUACUUGAAGGAGAAACGUAAUCUGCAAGAUUUGUGGAAGGCAGCAUUUCCGGUGGGAACUGAGUGGCACAAUUUAGAUGCAGUUUACCAAUACAAUUGGGAUUUCAAAAAUCUUGAAGAAGCACUAGAGGAAGGAGGAAUCCUCUAUGGGAAGAAAGUCUAUGUUUUUGGCAUUGCAGAACCUCAACACGUCCCCUCCAUAGACAAGUUUAUCCAUGUCCCAACAGUUGUUGCUAUUGAAUCACCCUUUCCGCCUUCUGAUAAGAUAGGAAUCAAAUUGGUUCAGAGAGAAGUGGAAGAUAUAGUUCCAAUGAAGCAGAUGAAAAUGGCUUGGGUCCCUUACGUCCCCUUUGAAAAAAGAGAUAGACAAGUUGAUAGGAUGAACUUUCAAGUUUUUACUUUGGCCUGUACGCAGAGGAGAGUUGCUUUAAGACAUUUGAAAGAAGAUCGUGUUAAGAUGUUCGAGUAUAGCAUUCCUUAUUUCUAUCAACCAUUUAGUGAAGAUGAAUUUGAACGGAAUACUGAGGAAUUUAUUGAUGAAAUGAUUGAAGAUGAAGAAUUACCUGCGGAACAAAGAAAUGAAUUCAAAGAAUUCGUCAAAGAGCAAGUCCGAGCAGCUAAGAAAGCUCGUGGAGAGGCAAAAGAUGCUCGAAUGGAGGCAAUAGAAGAAAUGAGCGAAGAAACUAAACAGGCUUUCCAAAACAUCAAGUUCUAUAAAUUCUACCCUCAGGCUUCACCAGAUGUCCCAAGAUUCCUUAAGACGGACAAGAUUAACCGAUACUACGGGAGUGCUCAUCAAGUCCUUUGA
Microthlaspi erraticum is the source of this 1212-nucleotide messenger RNA. The record is from the annotation of a GenBank genome assembly. NCBI's taxonomy places the organism in Eukaryota, Viridiplantae, Streptophyta, Magnoliopsida, Brassicales, Brassicaceae.